Spinacia oleracea (spinach) is the source of this 1529-nucleotide messenger RNA. Its product is annotated as peroxisome biogenesis factor 10. The record is from RefSeq and is a predicted model, not a curated record. The transcript has 11 exons. Gene Ontology annotation, molecular function: zinc ion binding. Lineage: Eukaryota; Viridiplantae; Streptophyta; Magnoliopsida; Caryophyllales; Amaranthaceae. The coding region runs from base 151 to 1311 and encodes 386 amino acids. Gene Ontology annotation, cellular component: peroxisomal membrane. Gene Ontology annotation, biological process: protein import into peroxisome matrix.
AAAUAAACAAAGAAAGAAAGAAAGAAAGAAAGAAAGAAAGGAAGGUAGAAAAGGAGAAUAUAGUUUUGGUCACCAAAAUUACAGAUUCCAAGUUAUCAUCACUAAAAAAAAAUUCAGCAAAUAUCUUGAAUCAGAAAGAGAGAGAAAAACAUGGAUGAGGAAUCAGGAAUGGACUCCACAGCCACCACUAGCAGCAGCAGCGGUGGCGGAGCAGAGGCGCAACGCGGCUUCCAGGCGGCAGCCCAGCCGGAGGUAAUGAGAGCCGCCGAGAAGGACGACCAAUACGCCUCCUUCGUCUCCGACGCCUGCCGCGAUGCUUUCCGCCAUCUCUUCGGUGCUAGGAUUGCUGUUGCUUACCAUAGUGAGACAAAACUUCUAGGCCAGAUGCUUUAUUAUAUACUUACAACAGGCGCGGGCCAGCAGACUUUAGGAGAAGAGUACUGUGAUUUAGUUCAGAUUGCUGGAUCUUAUGGACUUCCUCCAACACCUGCAAGACGUGCAUUAUUUAUUCUUUAUCAGACAGCAGUUCCUUACAUUGCAGAAAGAACGAGCUCCAGAAUUGCAUCCCGAGGCAUGUUCCUUGCUGAAUCACAUUCUGAUGAUUUGAGUGUUAGCAAUACUCCAUGGAAUAGUCAACUAGGUAGUGAAACCCCAUCGUCCUCUACAUCGCAGGUCUCAAAUUCGCCCUUCUCUAGAUUGAAAGAAAGAUUUAGAAGAUUGCGGCUAUACUUAAUUCAGCAAUGGCCAACAAUGCUCCCAGUAGCACGUGAGGUUUUGCAGCUGUUUCUUCGAACAAAUCUUAUGCUUUUCUACUUUGAAGGCCUUUAUUAUCACUUCUCAAAACGAGCAUCUGGAAUUCGUUACAUGUUCAUUGGCAAACCAUCAAAUCAAAGACCAAGGUAUCAAAUACUCGGAGUUUUCCUUUUAAUACAGUUAUGUGUCAUUGCUGCUGAAAGAUUACGGCAUACCAAUUUAUCUGCUAUUGGAAGUUCAGCUGGUCAGGCAUCUUUAGGGACUUAUCAAAACUCAGCAGGAAGAGGAACACUUGUUCUGAAUGAGGAAGGGGAUCUGAUCAAUGCGGACUCUGAGAAAGCCAAUUUCCUUGUAGAGUCAACUUCAUCAGAGGUAAAAGGAGCAAGUAAAUGCACUCUUUGCCUCGGAAAUCGCGAGUAUCCCACAGCUACACCGUGUGGCCACGUAUUUUGUUGGAACUGCAUCAUGGAAUGGUGCAAUGAAAAGCCAGAAUGCCCUCUUUGUCGGACUCCAUUGACACAUUCGAGUUUGGUUUGUUUAUAUCACUCCGAUUUCUAGAGCAUCAUAUAAGGGUCAAAAGUGCAUUCUAAGAAGUUGGGAGACAUGGGGUACAAAAACCAGGACAGCAAUUUCCCUCAAAAGAAGUUUAAGUUAUCUAUUGUACAAUUCACUAUUGUAAUCGGGGUGCAUUUUUUGAAAACAUUACCCGGAUGAAUAUGUAUAUGUCGAAUAAAUAUAUCAAAAUAAUGGAAAGUUGCUCCUUUCCUCUUUAAUCA